AUAUUUUGAAUGACAUUUCAUUUAUUUAAUUAACGAGCUACCUGUUCGUGUGUUUGUUUGUUUAGCUAGGCAGCUAACGGUGCCAUUACUUUUAUUUAGCUAUAUUGCUAGCUAACUUUAGCUAGCACGAGCUAGUAACUUAGGCGACAAAUGUUCUUCGCGGCAGGCCCUUCCCACCUUAGAGCGCGAGCUACAGUAGCCAACACAAACUGCAGUUCAGUGCGAUUUCGGCUUUUCCCGUUAUCUUAACAUUAGGUCUUCAUUACAAUAUGCAUGGGUAUCUAAUUAGAAACUGCUAUGAACCCAUGUGCAACGAGUGACAAAUGUACUAUAUUCUGCGACAAGCUAGAACCCUAGCGUGUUGUUUGCUCGCAAGUGUUAGCUAGCACUUUCUGUCAGGAGACCGAGACUGCUCAUUUCGAUAAUGCUGUAUACCGUUGCUCUUUUUACUUGCUUGCUAAUGAAUUGUAACGUGUAACAUUUUCGUAUUUUUUAUUUGGUAUUUUUUACGUGAGCUACAAAUGGUGUCGCAUGUUUUGGUUGCUAGCUAACGUUAGAUAGUUAGCAAAAGAUGAUGCUUUGACUGCAGAAAAUGUAGCUUAGCUACUUGCGCUAAUUGCGUCUGUCAAAAACAUCUGUGAGGCACCCACGUGCUCCUGUGUUGUCAAGACACCGAUUCCUGGAUAUUAAUUAAUUCAGCGCUAACGUCCCGUGUAAUGCACCUGUAACAUCAAGGCACGUAUGACUGCAACGCAAGAGUGUCAGUUAAAUGUCAAAAUUUAAAUGCACCUGUGCAAGACAACUAGUUCGCAGCUACAAGACAAGACGCCGUAACCAUGCCGGGGAAACUGAAGGCCAAGAUUGUGGCUGGGCGUCAUUUGCCCGUUAUGGACAGAGCAAGUGACCUGACAGACGCGUUCGUUGAGGUAAAAUUUGGAACCACAACCUUUAAAACCGACGUGUACCCAAAAUCCCUUAACCCACAGUGGAACUCGGAGUGGUUCAAAUUUGAGGUGGAUGAUGAAGACUUGCAAGACGAGCCGUUGCAGAUUACAGUGCUGGACCACGAUACGUACAGUGCUAAUGAUGCCAUAGGCAAGGUCUACAUAGACAUAGACCCUCUGCUAUCGAACGAAGCUGCUACAGUCAUCUCUGGGUGGUUCCCCAUUUAUGACACUAUACACGGUAUCCGUGGGGAGAUUAAUGUUCUUGUGAAGGUGGAUCUCUUCAACGACCUGAACCGCUUCCGCCAAUCGUCCUGCGGAGUCAAAUUCCUCUGCACCACGUCCGUCCCCAGGUGCUACCGGGCGGCCACGGUGCACGGCUUCGUGGAGGAGCUGGUGGUGAACGAGGACCCGGAGUACCAGUGGAUCGACCGCAUCCGCACCCCCAGGGCCUCCAACGAGGCCCGGCAGAGGCUCAUCUCUCUCAUGUCCGGCGAGCUCCAGCGGAAGAUCGGCCUGAAGGUGCUGGAGAUGGGGGGCAACGCGGUGGUGGGCUACCUGCAGUGCUUCGACCUGGAGGGCGAGUCGGGCCUGGUGGUGCGCGCCAUCGGGACGGCCUGCACCCUGGAUAAGCUGAGUAACCCCUCCACGGCCGUCCCGCCCGCAUGCAAUUCCCCGUCCAAAGACAUCAAAGAGCUUCCCUUCAGCGAAGACCCCAACCCUAAUACUCACUCAUCUGGACCCUCCACCCCAAUGAAAACCCAAACUUAUUCCUUUUCACCCUCCAAGUCCUACAGCCGACAGUCUUCCUCCUCUGACACAGAUUUGAGUUUGACACCUAAAACUGCAGCCAGGCCCCCCAAGGGGCCCAGGAUUUUCCUGUGUCCCAGCUCCCCCGUCCUGCCCACCGACUUCCCGCCCAUUUACUCAAACGCUUUGCGCCUGCUCCCCGGGUCAGAUCCGGGCCGGGGGCUGCACCCUGUCCCGUUCUCCAGCCGCCAAAGCCCCGCUGGGCUCAGAAAGAGUGUCUCUUUCAGUGAGGACCUGCUACAGGCGGCCUCUGGAAUGGGCAGUGGAGGCAGUGCGGGGAAGGAAGGCGGGCCUCUGAAGACCCUGCUGAGACAGCAGACCCAAUCAGCACUGGAGCAGAGGGAGUUCCCCUUCUUCACCCUCACCUCCUUUCCGCCCGGCUUCCUGAUCCACGUCGGGGGUGUGGUCAGCGCCCGGUCGGUCAAACUCCUGGACCGCAUCCACAACCCCGCCGUGGGUAACACCAGAUCAUACAAACUGCUAGACUGGAAUAGUGUCACUGCAGACGAGCCGGAGACGCGGGACGCCUGGUGGGAAGAGAUCCGACAGGAGAUCAAAUCUCACGCCCGGGCGCUGGGCUGCCACGCUGUGGUGGGAUACAGCGAGUCCACCAGCAUCUGCGAGGAGGUGUGCAUCCUGUCGGCCUCGGGCACGGCGGCAGUCCUCAACCCCAAGCUCAUGCAGGAGGGCUGCCUGGACGGCUACAGUGACCCCAGCAGGUUGUCACGGCAACCGGCCGCCUUUUCCGCAGGGUCAGAGAAGGGCGAGUUUGAUAUUUUCCCUCAGAGCAAGGAUAGUUCUGCCCCGCUAGGGCUGGAGGAUCCGUCGCCCCCUGGCUGCGGGUUCUGUCACAUCCCCUACGACGAGCUGAACAUGCCCUUCCCUGCGCAGCUCACCUUCUGCUAUAACUGCCGGAGACAGAAGGUGCCGGACGUGCUCUUCACCACCAUAGACGUGCCCACGGAGGCAGCCGUGACCGGCAAGGGCUGCCUCAUCCAGGCCAGGCUGUGUCGGCUGAAGAAGAAGGCCCAGGGCGAGGUGAACGCCACGGCCAUCAGCAACCUGCUGCCCUUCAUGGAGUACGAGCUGCACACGCAGCUGAUGAACAAGCUCAAGCUGCGCGGCAUGAACGCGCUCUUCGGCCUGCGCAUCCAGAUCAGCGUCGGGGAGAACAUGCUGGUGGGGCUGGCGUCUGCUACAGGGGUGUACCUGUCGGCCCUGCCCACCCCGGGGGGGAUCCAGAUCGCCGGGAAGACCCCCAGCGACAUCACCUGCGAGCAGCACGUCUCCAACAUGCAGAAGAAGAUCAACGACACCAUCGCCAAAAACAAGGAGCUCUACGAGAUCAACCCGCCCAAAUUGUUUGUGCUGGAUCCAGAGGCUUUCAGAGGCAUUGACACGGAGGUGGUGGAGGAGGUGAUCGGGUCGCCCAUCCCGGAACCCCGGCAGCGCACCCGGCUCUUCCGGUCGCACUCGGAGAGCUCGGACGAGACGUCGGAGCUGGACCUGUCCCACGGGAAGAAGGACGCCUUCGUGCUGGAGAUUGAUGACACGGACGCUGUGGAGGACAUCCAGUCCCUCCUCACAGAUGCGGGCUCUCCAGCAGGCUUUUACAGCUGCAAUACGGAGACCAUGCCUGGGAUUUACAACUGGACGUCAGGUUUACAGAUGUUUACUUCAGUGAGGGUGUUCAGGCUGAGCAAUGCCAACCUGACCAAUCAGGUACUCAACAAGAUCUUCAGCGAGCUGUGUGAGAACCUGCUCAAGAGUCUGUACUUUAAGCUGCGCUCCAUGAUCCCGUGCUGCCUCUGCCAUCUGAACUUCACGGUGGCCGUGCCGGAGGACGAGCUCAUUCAGGUGGCCGUCACUGCCGUUGCCAUGACGAUUGACAAAGACCAGACCCAAGAAAACUGGAAACUGGGUGCCGACAAAACCCACAUGAGAGCAAUAGCGGAGAACGAGGAGCAGCUCCAGUUCCCCAUGGAGCUCUGCACAGACAGUCCGUCCUCGAACCCUUUCUCCCCCAGCAGAGGGCUCCCCGAGGGUGCCACCCCCAGAGCUGCAUCGGUUGAUUACAGUUCCUUUGCAGACAGAUGGAGCUCCUGGAUAGAACUCAUUAGGCUGAAAGCUCAGACCAUAAGGAGGGGAUCAGUUAAGACAAGUAGGAGGACUCUGUCUCUAGCGCGCUCCGCCUCGUCGCUGGAUAAGGCCAGCCCCCUCCCCGAGGGCAGGUCGCGGUCGCUGCGGUCCACCCGCUCGUACGCCGGCAGCACGGUCGCCGUGGUGAAGAUGACGCCGCUCUCCUUCAUCCCCGGCACCAGGAUCACCAAGUACCUGGGGAUCAUCAACAUGUUCUUCAUCCGGGAGACCACGUCCCUGCGGGAGGAGGGCGGUGUGAGCGGCUUCCUGCACGCCUUCAUUGCGGAGGUGUUCGCCAUGGUGCGCGCCCACGUGGCCGCGCUGGGGGGGAACGCGGUGGUGUCCUACAGCAUGAAGGAGUGCGUCUUCAUGGAGAACCCCAACAAGAACCAGGCUCAGUGCCUUAUCAACGUCAGCGGCGACGCCGUCAUCUUCGUGCGCGAGUCGGAGUCGGAGCCGGCCCCGCCCGCGCCGCCCCAGCCGUCCAGCAGCCAGACCCCGUGCGGUGGGAACGAGGCUGCCACGUAAAAAAAAAAAAGGCGGGGGGGGGGGGCGGAGCUAACGCUGCACGCUAACGUCGACCAAAACACCUCUGCAGCUGUGACCGCCUUAAAAUCCACAGGGACUCCUCAGCUCCUCGACCCCACCAGCCUGCACACGGCCACUGAGAGAGACGCCUGCCCCUCACACACUCCAGCCUCUCUCACCUGCAGGGACAGGGAGGAUUCACCACCAGGUGACCGACCUACUCUAGGCUCGUUACACUGGGCUCAGUAGUUAAGGGGUUUGUUCCCGCUUUUGGGCUCUCGUUGGUUAUUGGUUUGGUCCUUCCGGUGAGCUGGCCUGUCGUUUCAGAGCGCUCUCUUGCAACACGCAGACAGUUGAAAGUAAAAAUUGCCAUGUCCGUAGGUAAUACUGUAGACAUUCCAUAAAGGUGAGAGUGGAGGCAGCUGGGAUUUAAAUGCUAAAUCAAAGACGUCCACUGUGUAUGAGUUUUUUUUUUUUUGUAAAUUUAUGUAUAGUACGCCUGUUUUUUCCCUUGCUUUGCAAACCGCAAACCAAAUCUUCUUGCCUUUGGUGGAUGGGGAGAGUUGAAUUGAGAACGAUUGCCAAUGAUUUCAAAUGAAUUUGUCGUACGAUAAAAUUAAAUGUAUAUAACCGAAAGGGGACAAGAUACUUCGGCGUCUUCGUCACAACCGCAACAUUAGCAAUGCCACAUUUUAUUUCCUUUCAUCCGUUUAGCCUCCUGUUACACGCCUGCUUGCAUUUUACUGGCUUCAGUAAGGUGUAAAGGAAGUUCACCCUUUCACAUCCAGUUAUAACUGUGGGCCAUUUCUUACAUUGUGUGCUGGUCACCACCACUGAGAUCUCACAAACCUACUACUGAACUUUUUUUAAGUGAUGUCCAAAAAUGCUGGAAAAAAUCAGCAGUUGAGUUUUUUUUUCUUUGUUUUUUUUUGUGUAGGUGCCACAGCAAAACAUUUUAUUUGUUUAAAUGUUGUACUAAAAUCUAAAAUUGGUAUUUUUGUAAUAUUAAAUUGAUGGAUUAGUAAACUGUGCAAUGCAUGUGCGAUUAAAUCCUAGGGGGGUUUGAAUUUGUACUGUGUGAUUUGGGGGGGUAUCGUCACGUAGUGAAUCUACUGGUCAAAUGGCGACAAUGCAGGUCCGACCUGUGCAAGACUUGAAUGUACAUACAGAUAAUGUUGCUUUGUUUGAAUUUGCAGCAUGCAGAUCUUUACCCUCUAUAUGAUUAUCUGCUUAUAGGCCUGAAGAUUACCCUGUCUUGCACAAUAAAGCUCUGUGUCCGUGGCUGUG
Molecule: messenger RNA, 5708 nt
Organism: Anguilla anguilla (European eel)
Lineage: Eukaryota; Metazoa; Chordata; Actinopteri; Anguilliformes; Anguillidae
Gene: c2cd5
Product: C2 calcium dependent domain containing 5
Exons: 30
Coding region: 837-4421 (1194 amino acids)
Biological process (GO): intracellular protein transmembrane transport; positive regulation of vesicle fusion; positive regulation of D-glucose transmembrane transport
Cellular component (GO): plasma membrane
Molecular function (GO): calcium-dependent phospholipid binding; calcium ion binding
Source: RefSeq, a predicted model, not a curated record